Molecule: messenger RNA, 627 nt
Organism: Protopolystoma xenopodis
Lineage: Eukaryota; Metazoa; Platyhelminthes; Monogenea; Polystomatidea; Polystomatidae
Source: the annotation of a GenBank genome assembly
AUGACAACCUGGAGACGUAGCGAAUCCGCAAAGUCUCUAUGGUUUACCUUUUGUUUUUCUGCCAUCCAUUUGAAGAAAUCAAGAUACGCUUUGCAAUCCAGAAAAGACUUCAGCCGCCUCUUCAAACGACCUUCAUCUAAUAAUCAGCCCGUACAUAUUCCUUCACCUCCCUAUUCCGUUGACACCUUAAACAAUCCACUGAGUGCAUGGCAUCGACUUGGACAUGCUGUUUCGGUGGACAAUCUCUCUCUUCUUGACCUCAACACGACUUCUGCGAACUUCGGCCUCCAUCUAUCAUCAUUGGCUGUACCUGACGCUAUCUCAUCUUCUGGAGUUGAUAUAGGUUCGGGAAAGCAGGGCACAUGUCGGAUACCAAAUUUGAUAAGUUGUUGGCCUCAGCUUGACUGGCCUACUUCGUUUUAUUUCUCCAGUGCUUUGCAGUUGCCACAUUCGCUCAAAAAGGCAUCUGCAGAUACCGGAACGCCUGGAAAUCUUGAGGACUUGGUCAGUUUUACUGCACUUGUCACUAUUGGUAGUCUUGUCUUUGCAUUUAUUUCCCCUAUUUUUAUGAAUACUAUUUUAUAUUUUUCCAGUAUCCCAUCUUUACAAUUCGUCAUUCCUCCAUAA